AAGGUAUUUUUUAAAGAAUAUUUAAAAAAAAUUAAGGAAUGAAAAAUAACUAAAUGUAAGAAUGGAUGGAAGGAAAAAAGGAAAUAAGAGAGUGCGAAAGGAAGGUAAGAAGGGAUGAGGGAAGAAAGCAAGGACUAAAGGGAGGAUACACUGGAAAUAUUCAAACACAGCCUGAGCGUCCCCUCUCUAAGCACGGUUCCCAGUGCACACACCUGUCCUCACUUGACCGGCUAAUCAUCCAAUAGGUCGGGCCCAAUUAGCGCCGUGGGUAACGUCUUGACUGGAGGGCGGACGUGCACAUUUAAACCACAGCAGGCUCACCUUGUCUUCUAUACACGAUGGAGGGGUUUAUGUUUUCUCCAUACAACUUUAAUGGCUAUCCGGGCUGCGGUCCCAUGAUGGCUCCUAUCCUCCACGGCAACCCGAAGUUCAAGCCUCACACCUGGGGUAAGGGGAGCAUCUACGUGCCUCCCGAAGCGCUGGACUACCUUGACGGGUGUAAACGGGCCCAGCUGAAGGCCAUCCUGUCUCAGGUGAAUCCCAACCUUACACCUCGUCUCCGGAAGGCAAACACCAAGGAGUUCGGGGUUCAGGUCAAUGCCCAGGUCGACGCGAUGGUCCAGUGCUCCCUCGGACCCAAGACGCUGUUCUACCGGGAGAGGAAAUUUCCGUUAUUUUCGAAGUCGCCUGUGACGUGCCAGCAGAGUCCCUCGGCGGCUUCUUCUCUGGACCCGAAAGCGUUGCCGAGCACUCCGGUAAACAACGUGCGCUUCUCGCGACCCCUCGCUAUCUACUCUCCGGUGUUUGAUCGCCGGUUCUUCGCGCUGCCGGUGAAAGCGCAGGAUGACAGCGUGUGCUGUGAGGGAGGAGAGGGGGGCGGUAACGGGGCUAGUGAAGAGGAUGGCGAGACCGACGUUACCGAGCAGAAAACGGAGGACCAGGUUAGACCAGAGAUCCCGCGUGAGGUUGUCAGGAAACCCCUACACCAGACGCCCAAAGGAUUCAACUUCCAGUUUCUGGAGCAGAAGUACGGAUUUUUCCACUGCAGCCAGUGUAACGUCCGUUGGGAGAGUGCCUAUGUGUGGUGCAUCUCUGGAACCAGUAAGGUGUACUUCAAGCAGCUCUGUCGUAAGUGCCAGAAUGGAUUUAACCCCUACAGAGUGGAGUCUAUCCAGUGCAAGGUGUGUUCCCAGACCCGGUGCUGCUGUGAACAGAAGGAGAGGCACAUUGACAUGAAGAGACCUCAUAGACAGGACCUGUGUGGCCGCUGCCGGGGAAAGAGGAUUUCCUGUGACACUACCUAUAGCUACAAAUACAUUGUCUGAACUUAAACCAUCCCUGCCACAGGCCUAACUACAGAUCUAGGAUCAGAUUGAGGCCCAUCGUCACCCAAUCAUCCAUAACCUUUUGGUUGACAUAUCUGAAUUUAGA
This is a messenger RNA of Oncorhynchus masou masou (cherry salmon), 1431 nucleotides long. It is a transcript of the gene zar1l, whose product is annotated as zygote arrest 1-like. The coding region runs from base 339 to 1325 and encodes 328 amino acids. Lineage: Eukaryota; Metazoa; Chordata; Actinopteri; Salmoniformes; Salmonidae. The record is from RefSeq and is a predicted model, not a curated record. Gene Ontology annotation, biological process: translation. The transcript is spliced from 4 exons. Gene Ontology annotation, cellular component: cytoplasm.